AUGAACUCCGAGCGAUUUAUUCACCUGAUGUCAACUGCGUCGUAUGUAACUGACCGAAAGAUUGCAGCAAUCAAAUCCGAGAUUCGUCAAGACGAGACCAUGCAAACGCUUCAUGAACAGAUCGAGAAAGGUUGGCCUGAGCAUCGAACGUUCGUCCCACCAGAAAUAGGAACAUAUUUUCCUUAUCGUCACGAUCUCACCACCCAAGAUGAUAUCAUAUACAAAGCCCAUAACAUCCUAAUCCCUCCGAAAUUACGAGCAGAAAGCCUCACCAAACUACAUCAUUCCCAUCAAGGCAUCGAGAAAACCAAACGACUUGCUCGAGAGACUAUCUUUUGGCCUGGAAUGAGCACGCAAAUUGAGAAACAUGUAUCAAACUGCGAAGCAUGCCAGACGAAUGCUAAUGCUAACCCACGAGAACCUCUCAAACCACACACAAUCCCUAAUCGUCCGUGGUAG
This is a messenger RNA of Paramuricea clavata, 459 nucleotides long. The record is from the annotation of a GenBank genome assembly. NCBI's taxonomy places the organism in Eukaryota, Metazoa, Cnidaria, Anthozoa, Malacalcyonacea, Plexauridae.